UCCAGGAUGAUACAAAUGAUAUCUAUAUGUGGCAAAGCUUUGAUCAUCCUACAGAUACUCUAAUUCCAGGUAUGAAACUUGGGGUGAAUUGGAAAACUGGGCAAGAAUGGGUUUUAACAUCUUGGAAGUCACAAGAUGACCCUGGAACUGGGGACUGUACCUUUAGGCUCUAUCCAAACCAGAUUGGAUUCCCCCAAUUUUUUAUGUAUAAGGGUUUGAGUAAGUAUUGGCGAGUUGAUCCUGGGCCAACGCCUCUUGUGGUCAGUAACCAAGAGGAAACUUACGCUUCCUUGAAUGCCGAUGCAAUUACAAGAGCAAUAGUUACUGAUUCUGUGGAGAAGCGCUUUACUUGGGAUGAUGACAAACUUCAAUGGCAUGAAGACUACUCUGCACCAAAGUCCCGGUGUGACUUCUACGGACGGUGUGGUGCCAACAGCAAAUGUAGCCCCGACAAUGUUAAUCUGUUUGAGUGUGAAUGCUUACCAGGGUGUGAGCCUAAGUCUAUUAGUGAUUGGAAUCAGAAAAAUGGGUCAGGUGGAUGUGUUAGUAAUCGUGUUGGUUUGUUCAAGUGUGGAGAUGGAGAUGGGUUUGUGAAGGUGGAAAGAGUUAAAUAUCCAGACACAUCAAUAGCAGCAUUGUCAAAAUCAGGCAUGAGUGCCAAAGAGUGUCAGCAUGAGUGCCUAGGAAAUUGUACUUGCACUGCAUAUUUGAGCAUUAAAAAUGAAGGGCUUGAUGGCUGCUUCACAUGGUAUGAUGACCUAAUGGACAUUUUAGGGUACACAGAGCUUGGACCAGAUCUCUACGUUCGUGUGAAUGCAACUGUGUUAGCUGCAUAUGUAGGAAAAUCACAAGGUUUCUUGGAAAGAAAGGGUAUGCUGGCUAUUCCAAUACUGUCUGCUGUGCUAGCAUUGGUACUAACCAUCAUGCUCGGCUGUUGGUGGCGAAAGAAGAACCACAACACAAAAGCCAUUCUGCAGGGAGAGGCGCUUGAUGAAACACAGAGACACCCCGACUUACAAUUUUUCGAUCUUGACACAAUAAUAGCAGCCACAGACCACUUUUCUCGUGUCAAUGAACUUGGCCAUGGUGGUUUUGGCUCUGUUUAUAAGGGUAAGCUACCAAAUGAACAGAAUGUUGCUGUGAAAAGGUUGUCCAAAACUUCAGGACAAGGGACUGAAGAAUUCAAAAAUGAAGUUGCACUUAUAGCAAGACUUCAACACAGGAACCUCGUGAAACUUUUAGGCUGCUGUAUAAAGGGAGAAGAAAGAAUUUUAGUCCUCGAAUAUAUGCCUAAUAAAAGCUUGGACUCCUUUCUUUCUGAUCACACAAGACGUUCCUUCUUGGACUGGGCAAGGCGCUUUGAGAUCAUCAAUGGGAUUGCUCGUGGAAUUCUCUAUCUUCACCAAGAUUCAAGAUUGAGAAUCAUCCAUAGAGAUCUGAAACCUAGCAAUGUUCUACUAGAUGCAGAGAUGAACCCAAAAAUUUCUGAUUUUGGCAUGGCUAGAAUAAUCCAUGGGAACCAACUUCAAGAUAAAACGAGCCGAAUUGCUGGAACAUAUUUUGGGAUCAUAAUGUUGGAGAUUGUAAGUGGCCAGAAAAACAAUGGUUCUGAUCUAGAGGAUCCUUCCAUGAAUUUCAUAGGACAUGUUUGGGAGCUCUGGAAGGAAGGUAGAGCCUUAGAUAUUGUGGAUUCGACAUUGAAUGGUGAAGCAUCUCCUCCAUCUCCUAAUCAGCCGGCAUUUGUCUACAGAAAAUACUCCGAGAGUGAAGGUGAAGAGAGUGAAGAUGAAGUCACACUAACAGUUAGAGCAUCAUCAUUCCACACUUGCAUUUGUGUUGACACGUUAGUGUUGCGAGAAACUAUAAAAGACGGCCAGACUUUGAUCUCCAAUGGCCAAACCUUCGAGCUUGGCUUCUUCAGUCCGGGGAAUUCAUCGUUUCGCUACGUCGGUAUUUGGUACUACAAACUUUCAGACCCGGCGAUCGUUUGGGUCGCAAACAGAGAGAGCCCUGUUUCUGAUAAAACUGGAGUCUUAACAAUCGGAAGCGAUGGAAACCUGGUGAUUCUAGAAGGAAACAGCACUGAAAUAUGGUCCAGCAAUGUCUCAUCACUACCCAAGAACACAUCUGCAGUCCUGAGAGAUACAGGAAAUCUUGUGCUUUCGACAAAUGAAACCAACGAGUCAUAUUGGGAGAGUUUUGAUAAUCCUACUGAUACGUUUCUGCCUGGGAUGAGAGUGAAGGUGAACGCUAAAGAAGGAGAGAAUCGUGCUUUCAGGUCAUGGAAAUCAGCCAACGAUCCAGCUCCAGGUGACUAUUUCUCUGGGGUUGAUCCCAGAGCAGCACCACAGCUUAUGAUAUGGAAUGGUUCUGAACGGAGAUGGAGAAGUGGGCAUUGGAACAAGUUGAUAUUUAUUGGUCUUCCUGAUAUGCCUACAAGAUACGCUGCUGGGUUUAGUCUAACGGAUCGUGCUGACCAAAAUGGGAGCACCUACUUGUCUUACACACCGUGGAAUGUGUCAGAUAGGCUGAGGUUUCAGAUUAGGUGGGAUGGUUAUGAAGAGCAGAGUAUUUGGGUGGAUGAGUUGAACAAGUGGGUUGAUCUUAUGUCUCAGCCGAACAAGAGCAGCGGGUGUGAGCUUUAUAACAAGUGUGGGAACUUCGGGCUUUGUAGCGCUUCGGAUGAUGCUAGUUGUGAGUGUAUGCAAGGAUUUGAACGAAAGAAUUGGGGGAACUGGUCAGAGGGGUGUGAAAGGAAGACACCAUUGAAGUGUCAGAGAAAUAGUACUAAUGUUGAAGAUGGUGAGGAUGGGUUUGUGGCGGUGAAGUGUACUAAGGUGCCGGAUUUUGCCGACUUAGUGGUGGUGACAGGUCCACAGAUCAGCUGUGAGCAGUCUUGUUUGAACAACUGUUCAUGCACUGCUUAUGCAGAUGUUUCUGGACUUGGUUGUAUGAUUUGGACAACUGAGUUGGUCGAUGUGCAACAGUUUUCAAAGGGGGGAAACACAUUGUAUAUUCGUGUUGCUCAUGCCGAUUUAGGUGGCAGCAAGAAACUAUCCACCCUUGUGAUAUCACUAAUUUCUGUAGCGGUUGCAAUCUUCGUUGCCAUCUUGAUAUUUCUAGUAUGGAGGUUCAAAGGAAAACUUAAAGUGUUGCCCACCACUUCAAUAUCAUGGUUGAGAAUCGGUGAAACGCCAACUUAUGAUGCUGGCAAGAGCAAAGAAUUCUCAACAGAAAUGUCAGGAUCAGUUGACCCGACUGUAGAUGGGAAUCAAGCAAAUGGACCUGAUUUGCCAUCAUUCAAUUUCAACAGUGUAGCAGCUGCUACUGACCACUUUUCUCUAGUAAACAAGCUUGGCAAUGGGGGAUUUGGUACUGUCUACAAGGGAGUCCUUCCAGGGUUAGAAGAAGUAGCUGUCAAGAGACUUUCUCAAGUAUCUUGCCAAGGGUUGGAGGAGUUUAAGAAUGAGAUCAAUUUGAUUGCUAAGUUACAGCACAGGAAUCUUGUUAGGCUAGUAGGCUGUUGCAUUGAAGGAGAAGAAAAGAUGCUGCUAUAUGAAUACAUGCCAAACAAAAGCUUGGAUUUCUUUCUUUUCGAUGCAACUAAGCAAGCGCUACUAGAUUGGAGUAAACGCUUCAUGAUUAUUGAAGGGAUUGCACGAGGGCUCCUGUAUCUCCACAGAGAUUCAAGACUUCGAAUAAUUCAUCGAGACUUGAAAGCUAGCAACAUAUUGCUAGAUGAAGAUAUGAUCCCCAAAAUUUCUGACUUUGGUAUGGCAAGAAUAUUUGGGGGGAACCAACACGAAGCAAACACGAUGAGAGUUGUUGGCACAUACGGUUAUAUGUCACCUGAAUAUGCAAUGGAAGGUCUGUUUUCAGUGAAGUCGGAUGUCUAUAGCUUUGGGGUAUUGCUGCUAGAGAUUGCAUGGAAUCUCUGGAAUGCAAAUACACCAGAGGAUCUCAUUGAUCCUUCCAUUGCAGAAACUUGUAAUAAUCGAUCUGAACUAGUGAGAUGCAUACAUGUUGGAUUGUUGUGUGUGCAAGAUUCCGCAGAUUCGAGACCAACCAUGUCAGCAGUGGUGCUAAUGCUGGAGAGUGAAACUGCAAAUCUCCCAUUGCCUAGAGAACCCAUGUUUACUUCAAUCAAGAAAUAUGUGGAUACAACUUUUAGUACAGAAGAAGAAACCCCAGAUUUAGCUUCUGUAAACCAUGUCACUAUUACAGUGGUAGAUGGAAGUUUAGGGUGUUAUUGUGCUGAGGUUCAAGAGAUCACUAAUUCCAAACCAUUAGCAGUAGGACAAACUCUAGUCUCCCCUGGCCGGAUUUUCGAAUUGGGUUUCUUUAGUUUUAAUGAUUCGAGUAAGCAGUAUGUUGGGUUAUGGCACAAGAAUAUAUAUCCUCGUAAACAAGUGUGGGUGGCCAAUAGGGAAAGGCCUCUUGCAGUUUCAGAUGGCUUGGCAGGUCUAAGACUUGGUAGAAAUAGGAAUUUGGAGCUUGUAGAUGGGAAGCAGAAUUCGGUGUGGUCAAGCAAUGUUACGAGUCAGGUGUCAACAUCUAAUACUAGUUCAGUUGUUGCACUUCUGUUAGAUAGUGGAAAUUUUGUUGUGAAAAAUGAUGUAGAAGCCGAUGGAGUAGUAUGGCAGAGCUUUGAUCAUCCUGGUGACACUAUGUUACCGACUCAGCUGCUGGGAUUCGAUAGCAAAUCUGGGAAGAGGAAUGUCUUGACUUCUUGGAAAAGUGAAAAUGAUCCAUCUGUUGGCAGAUUCUGGGUUGGAUUGUCAGCAGAGACGCCAUCACAAGUGUUUGUUUGGGUCAAUAAUGGAACGGAUUCAGCACCCUAUUGGAGAAGUGGUCCAUGGGAUAAAUCAAGGUUUAUUGGGAUACCUGAAAUGAACUCUCAAUAUCGGAGUGGGUUUACUCUAGAUGAUAAUGUGGAGCAAGGAAGAAAGUACUUAAGUUGGGGUAGACUACUUUACCCAACUUAUGAAGAAAUCUCUUCUGAAGGUAUAACCAAGUUUAUGGCUUCAGUUGAAGUUUCUAACUGGACUCUUGGCGUGGCGGCACCAAAGCAUCCAUGUGACAUUUAUGGUGCUUGUGGAUCUUUCGGAGUUUGCAAAGCUUCUGAAUCUCCAAUCUGCAAGUGUUUGAAAGGGUUUGUUCCCAAAUCAGACCAGGAAUGGAGCAAAGGGAACUGGACUGGAAGGUGUGUGAGGAAAAGCAAAAUGUUUUGUCAGAGACAAACAAAUCGGUCAGUUGCAGCAAGAGAAAAAGAAGAUGAUGGGUUUUUGAAGAUGGUAAGGCUAAAAGUACCAGAUUUGCAUGAAUUCUAUGCUUCUUUCGUUUCAGACACAUCUGAAAACUGCAAGAUCCGAUGCCUAAAUAACUGUUCUUGUCUGGCUUAUGCAUUUGUUAAUAGUAUUGGUUGUUUGGUCUGGUCCAAAGAUCUUAUUGAUAUACAACAGUUUUCUUCUGGUGGAGUUGAUGUUUUUAUUCGGGUAGCAAGAGCAGAACUGGGUGAAGGAAGGCCAAUAAAAUUAAUUGUCAGUCUCACAGCUAUCUGUUUGAUCAGUAUCUUGGGUGCCAUUGUGUUUGGUUUCUACAGGAUGCGAGCUCACCAAAGAGGAGUGUCGGAGUAUCGGUGUAAGUGUAACAUAGGCUUCCACCCUUCCGACGAGGAGCUCAUCCGCUACUAUCUACAUAACAAGGUCAUAAAUUCCAACUUCACCAGUGGCCCCAUAUCCCAAGUCGUUGACCUCAACAAGUGCGAGCCCUGGCAACUCCCUGAGAAAGCAAAAAUGGGGGAGAAAGAGUGGGACAUGUUCAGCCUGCGCGACCAGAAAUACCCGACCGGACUUCGCGCCAACCGUGCCACUAAAGCCGGGUACUGGAAAGACACCGGGAAAGACCGAGAGAUUUACAGCUCCAAGAGUUGUUCCCUUAUUGGAAUGAAGAAGACUCUGGUUUUUACCACGGCCGAGCUCCCAAGGGUGUCAGGAGAGUGGAAUCAGUGGAUCCUUUCGAGGGUUUUCCAGAAGGCCAUGAAGAUUAAUGAACCCGAAUGCAAGGAGACCCGAAUGAUUGGGUCCGGCGGGUACUCUGCCGAACCCAGCUCGUCUUCUUCCUCCUCGAUCUCACUGCCACCACUUUUCGACUCCUCCCCUUACUACCCAACCAAUGCUUCUCUCACCGACCGUGACAGCUGCUCCCAUGACAACCGUACCCCAAUGGAGCAUGUGUCCUGUUUCUCCACCAACACCGGCACUUCCGACGACCUCAUGACUUCCUUGGACCUCACUCCUCUGCCGCAGCACCAAACUAGUUCGCUCCACGUCCACGGCUUUGGUGGCCUCUCUGACUUUCCGAGCAGCCUCGGGUAUCUCGAGGAGAAUCUCCAGCUGCCCUUCUUAUUUUCACAGGGAAUGCAGCCUCACCAGCCCUACUACUCCAGCACCACUGGCUCCUUCGAAUUCGACCUCGGCGACUGGAGCUCGCUAGGUAACUGGUGUGCCGCCACUGACCGAAGAGCCCGAUCGAGGCCUUGGCUCCCGCAGAGGCUGAUUACAUGUGGACGUACUAAAGGAGGGUGGUCCGAGUUGUCGAUCGUUAAAGCUGAAACCGCCAUUUGUGGUGGUCUCUGGUUGAGAGAGAUGGUGGGGAGUGAUGGAGAAGCAGCAUGUGAGGGGGUUACGGCGGCGAAAAAGCGGAAGAGGGAGCUGAGGAGGAUUAGGAGGGGAGGUGGGCAUAGGAGUAGUAACGAGGGGGUUGAUGAUGAGAAUGAAGAGAACGAGGACGGCAUCAAUGGAGGAGGAGGGGAGCAGCCGAGUAGGGCAUUAGCAAAGAGGGGUGGUGGGAGAAAGAGACAGAGGGAGCACCCCUUCAUCGUGACAGAGGCUGGGGAGGUGGUACGUGGCAAAAAUAACGGACUGGAUUACCUCUUCCAUCUCUACAAGUUUUUGACCCAGGUCCAGAAGAUUGCCAAGAAGCGUGGUGAAAAAUGUCCCACCAAGAUGACAAACAAGGUGUUUAGGUAUGCGAAAGAAGAAGGAGCCAACCACAUCAACAAGCCCAAAAUGCGGCAUUACGUUCACUGCUACGCGCUGCGUUGCCUGGACGAGGAGCGUUCAAAUGCGUUGAGGCGAGAGUGCAAGCUGCGAGGCCAGAACAUCGGGGCGUGGAUGCAGGCGUGUUACAGGUCUGUGGUGGAAAUAACUGCACCCCGAGGCUGGGACAUUGAUGCCAUUUUCGGUGAACAUCCUCAGCUAUCUGUUUGGUAUGUUCCUACCAAACUUCGCCAGCUUUGUCAUGCCGAGCGCAACAAUGCCACCGCGUCUAGCUCCGCCUCAGGUGGAAAGGUCGACGGGACCUCAUCCCCGUCGUCGCCACCUCAAUCGCCACCGCCAUCUCCUUCUGCCCCCAUCAUCGAUGCUCUACCCCAAUCCCCAUCACCACCAUCUCGGCCUUCCCAACCGGUCCUCACCUACCAACGCACCGGAUGUGCGAUAUUGACGCCACUCCAGCCACCGGUGUCGUCGCCUCCACCAUCUCAGUCGCCGGCGACCACAUCUAGUCCUCCCUACGAUCUCCAAUCUCUCCAACACAACUCUUCCUCACCGGAAUCUUCAUCUCCUCCGGUCACCCCCAAUCCUCCAUCAGCCGAAACAGCCGAUCCUUCAUCACUGCCUAUCCCAAUACCACCUCUACGCCGAUCGGACCGUCCUAGACAAGCACCAUCAUACCUCCGCGACUACAAAACUCAUCAUACCGUUCUGCUUAGCCCAGACAUUGUUCCUUCUUCCGCGUCCGGCACUCGAUUACCCGUUGCAGAGGCACUGGAAGACAACCGUACUUGGUCGAUGGUCCCUUUGCCCCAAGGUCAGCGUCCUAUCGGCUGCAAAUGGGUCUACAAGAUCAAGUAUCACUCUGAUGGCACAAUUGAACGAUACAAGGCCCGGCUGGUUGCUAAAGCUAUUGCUGCUGUCCGGGACUGGCCGUUACACCAAAUGGAUGUUCAAAAUGCUUUUUUGCAUGGCGAACUACUUGAAGAAGUGUAUAUGUUGCCGCCUCCAGGUUAUCGUCGACAGGGGGAGAACUUGGUAUGUCGACUCCACAAGUCUUUAUACGGGCUAAAACAGGCAUCCCGAAGCUGGUUUCAAAGGUUUUCAUAUGCCAUUCAAGCAAUUGGUUUUCAACAGUCUCGUGCCGACUACUCCCUAUUUACUCAGGUUCUUGAUAACUCAAUUACUGUGGUACUUCUUUAUGUGGAUGACAUGAUCAUAAUAGGGAAUAAUGAGGAGGCCAUUCAAAAUCUGAAACAAUUCCUCAAUAGUUGUUUCAAGAUUAAAGAUCUUGGACCUCUGAAAUACUUUCUUGGCCUUGAAGUUGCACGUUCUAAAGCCGGGAUUACAAUUUGGCAACGAAAGUACACGUUGGACAUCUUAGAAGAAGCUGGAUUAUUGGGAGUGAAACCUUCAACAGUACCAAUGGAACUUGAUCUGGUAUUAACAACGAAGGGAAGUGAUACUCUAAAGGAUCCAGCUCGAUAUCGGCGUUUGAUUGGGAAACUGAUCUACUUGACAAUUACCAGACCAGACAUCACAUUUGCAGUCAAUACCCUCAGUCAAUUCAUGCAAGAACCCAAGCUCCAUCAUCUAAAAACAGCUCAUCGUCUCCUCCAAUAUUUCAAGUCUGUACCGGGCCAAGGGUUGUUGUUUUCAUCACAAAGUCCACUUCAUCUAAUUGGGUAUUGUGACACAGAUUGGGCUAGAUGCCCGCUUACACGUCGAUCUGUGACAGGAUAUUGUAUUUUUCUUGGUCAGUCACUUGUUUCAUGGAAAAGCAAGAAGCAGGUCACAGUGUCUAGAUCCUCAGCCGAAGCUGAAUACCGCUCCAUGGCUGUAGCUGCUUGUGAACUCACUUGGCUUAGAUACCUGCUCACGGAUUUACAUGUACUUCAUCCUAAGCUAGCAAGACUAUUUUGCGACAAUCAAGCGGCGUUACAUAUAGCAGCAAACCCGGUCUACCAUGAGAGAACAAAACAUAUUGAGUUAGAUUGUCACACGGUCCGUGAAAGAAUUCAAAGGGGAGAAGUCAAAACCGCAUAUGUGCCAACUGGACACCAGAUAGCAGAUAUGUUCACCAAGCCAUUGCGAGGACCCAUUUUCCAUGCACACCUCAGCAAGUUAGGGUGUUAUUGUGCUGAGGUUCAAGAGAUCACUAAUUCCAAACCAUUAGCAGUAGGACAAACUCUAGUCUCCCCUGGCCGGAUUUUCGAAUUGGGUUUCUUUAGUUUUAGUGAUUCAAGUAAGCAAUAUGUUGGGUUAUGGCACAAGAAUAUAUAUCCUCGUAAACAAGUGUGGGUGGCCAAUAGGGAAAGGCCUCUUGCAGUUUCAGAUGGCUUGGCUAGUCUGAUAAUUAGUAGAAAUGGGAAUUUGGAGAUUGUAGAUGGGAAGCAGAAUUCGGUGUGGUCAAGCAAUGUUACGAGUCAGGUGUCAACAUCUAAUACUAGUUCAGUUGUUGCACUUCUGUUAGAUAGUGGAAAUUUUGUUGUGAAAAAUGAUGUGGAAGCCGAUGGAGUAGUAUGGCAGAGCUUUGAUCAUCCUGGUGACACUAUGUUACCGACUCAGCUGCUGGGAUUCGAUAGCAAAUCUGGGAAGAGGAAUGUCUUGACUUCUUGGAAAAGUGAAAAUGAUCCAUCUGUUGGCAGAUUCUGGGUUGGAUUGUCAGCAGAGACGCCAUCACAAGUGUUUGUUUGGGUCAAUAAUGGAUCGGAUUCAGCACCCUAUUGGAGAAGUGGUCCAUGGGAUAAAUCAAGGUUUAUUGGGAUACCUGAAAUGAACUCUCAAUAUCGGAGUGGGUUUACUCUAGAUGAUAAUGUGGAGCGAGGAACAAAGUACUUAAGUUGGGAUAGACUACUUUACCCAACUUAUGAAGAAAUCUCUUCUGAAGGUAUAACUAAGUAUAUGGCUUCAGUUGAAGGCUCUAACUGGACUCUUGGCGUGGAGGCACCAAAGCAUCCAUGUGACAUUUAUGGUGCUUGUGGAUCUUUUGGAGUUUGCAAAGCUUCUGAAUCUCCAAUCUGCAAGUGUUUGAAAGGGUUUGUUCCCAAAUCAGACCAGGAAUGGAGAAAAGGGAACUGGACUGGAGGGUGUGUGAGGAAAAGCAAAAUGUUUUGUCAGAGACAGAUGACAAAUCGGUCAGUCGCAGCAAGAGAAAAAGAAGAUGAUGGGUUUUUGAAGAUGGCAAGGCUAAAAGUACCAGAUUUGCAUGAAUUCUAUGCUUCUUUCGUUUCAGACACAUCUGAAAACUGCAAGAUCCGAUGCCUAAAUAACUGUUCUUGUCUGGCUUAUGCAUUUGUUAAUAGUAUUGGUUGUUUGGUCUGGUCCAAAGAUCUUAUUGAUAUACAACAGUUUUCUUCUGGUGGAGUUGAUGUUUUUAUUCGGGUAGCAAGAGCAGAAAUGGGUGAAGGAAGGCCAAUAAAAUUAAUUGUCAGUCUCACAGCUAUCUGUUUGAUCAGUAUCUUGGGUGCCAUUGUGGUUGGUUUCUACAGGAUGCGAGGUCACCAAAGAGGAAAGACCACAGGAAAUGCAGGGAAGUAUGAAUUGGCUGAUAAGAUUCGGACUUCACGAGACACUUUACGAGAAUAUAUUGGAAAAGAUGAUCCAUAUGAGCUAUUGAUCUAUGAUUUUGAUAGCAUAUUAGUUGCUACAGACAAUUUCAGUCUCACAAACAAACUCGGUCAAGGAGGAUUUGGCCCAGUUUAUAAGGGUAAGCUUCCAGAAGGGAAGGAAAUAGCAGUGAAAAGACUAUCUAGUAGCUCCGGCCAAGGCAAAGAAGAGUUCAAGAAUGAGACAUUGUUGAUCUCCAAUCUUCAACAUAAAAACCUUGUUAGAAUCAUGGGUUGCUGUGUUAAAGGGGAUGAGAAGUUACUAGUUUAUGAGUUCAUGCCCAACAAAAGCUUGGAUACUUUUCUAUUCGAUCCAAUGAGAAGAGCAGUGUUGGAUUGGCCUUGCCGCUUCAAUAUUAUUCAGGGCGUUGCCAGAGGACUUCUUUAUCUCCAUCACGAUUCCUGUUUGAAAGUAAUACAUAGAGAUCUGAAAGUUAGCAACAUUCUCUUGGACGAGAAGAUGAAUGCAAAAAUUUCAGAUUUUGGAUUGGCACGAAUUGUUCAGGAGACACCGGAUUUAGAAAAUACUAAGAGGGUUGUGGGAACGAUUGGUUAUAUGUCUCCAGAGUAUGCCAUGGGUGGGAUAUUUUCCGAGAAGUUGGAUGUCUACAGCUUCGGAGUCUUAGUACUGGAGAUUAUUAGCGGGAAGAAGAAUACUAGCUUCUGUUUACAUGACCAACAACAAGGCUUUCUAGCGUAUGCAUGGAACUUAUGGAAUGAAGGCAAAGGAUUGGCAUUGGUUGAUGAAGUACUAGCUGGUUCAUAUUCCUCCUCAGAGGUAAUGAGAUGUGUGCACAUUGGGCUACUUUGUGUACAGGACAAUGCUGCGGAUAGACCAACCAUGUUAGAUGUGGUUUUCAUGCUAAGUAGUAACAUAGAUGGUCCGCAACCUAAGGAGCCUGUAUUCACUGUCGUGUAUUCGACUACGCCAGUAAUUCGUCCUCAACCACAGUAUCAAAGUACUUUCUCCACAAAUGACACUUCCAUAACUGCAAUUGAAGGACGAUAGGCGCUGGUAGAAAAUUAUAGGA
This is a messenger RNA of Fragaria vesca subsp. vesca, 11694 nucleotides long. RefSeq lists its product as uncharacterized. Gene Ontology annotation, biological process: protein phosphorylation; recognition of pollen. Bases 27 to 11672 code for a protein of 3881 amino acids. The record is from RefSeq and is a predicted model, not a curated record. NCBI's taxonomy places the organism in Eukaryota, Viridiplantae, Streptophyta, Magnoliopsida, Rosales, Rosaceae. Gene Ontology annotation, molecular function: ATP binding; protein serine/threonine kinase activity. The transcript is spliced from 37 exons.